Messenger RNA from Xyrauchen texanus (razorback sucker), 504 nucleotides. RefSeq lists its product as uncharacterized. Lineage: Eukaryota; Metazoa; Chordata; Actinopteri; Cypriniformes; Catostomidae. The record is from RefSeq and is a predicted model, not a curated record. The transcript is spliced from 2 exons. Bases 1 to 504 code for a protein of 167 amino acids.
AUGGAAAACCUGGACGUCAUUGAAAAAGUAACAGAACCGAGGCAGUGGGUAAGCAGCAUGGUCACGGUAUGGAAACCAGAAAAACAGAAGAUCCGGAUAUGCAUGGACCCAAAGGACUUGAACGCCGCUAUUGAAAGGGAACACUACCCCAUGAGGACGAUCGAAAAAGUGAUGGCUCGGAUGGCAGGAGCUAAAGUGUUCAGCACAUUAGAUGCUCAAUGUGGAUACUGGCAGGUCAAGUUGGAUAAAGAAAGCUCAGCGCUGUGCACUUUUAACACCCCCUUCGGUCGUUACGCAUACAAAAGGCUACCUUUUGGAAUAAAUACAGCUGGAGAAAUAUUUCAAAGACUCAUGACGGAAAUGUUCGAUGACAUGGAGGGAGUAGAGGCGGACAACAGUACAGGCGAAACAGAAGAGAGCUCAUCAAAACAGAGGAAGACACACCUGCAGAUACAGAGGAGAAAGGAGAGAACACUGAGAGAAAAGAAAGACGAUACCCAUUAA